Molecule: messenger RNA, 849 nt
Organism: Bactrocera oleae (olive fruit fly)
Lineage: Eukaryota; Metazoa; Arthropoda; Insecta; Diptera; Tephritidae
Source: RefSeq, a predicted model, not a curated record
AGUGAAGGAUAGCUUUAUGCAAAACAUUAAUGUGUGACUGAAAUAGUAAUUAAUUAAUAAUUGACUUGGAUUUUAAACGCGGCCCUAAUCGAGAAUUGAAGUCGAAGAGGAGUUCAUAAAAAAAAUCGAAUUUGAUAUCCGGAAAAAAUAUCGAAUAUCGAUAUAUCAAUAUUUAAAAUAUCUACCAUAAUUAUCGAUUAUUUAUUGAAAAUAUAUCGAUAUUUUUUACCCAAGCCUAACCUUUAUACAAUGGAAAGAACAUUUACUUCUGAUAAAAUUAUAUAUUGUUAAUAUGAUUCGCAAUUUUCGAAAUGUUUUCUGUGCUUAUCGACACGCAAUGCUGUGUCAACGUGAAAAAGCUGUACAAGGGAUUCGAAGGAGCCAUGUAGUGUCGUACAGAGAGGUUCCAUUGAAGCAAUCUGCAAUUACUAAAGUUGGUGCUGAAAUUGUUGGAGCUGCAAUGUGGUGGUGGAUUUUGUGGCAUUUGUGGCACGAAUCUGAGCAUAUUACGAACUUCCGAACCAUAGCACGGAAAGACGUGAAAAUUUGCAUAGUCAUCCGUUUAUUCCUGCAGAAGGUCUUAACGGAGGACCCUUUUUUUUUGCAAAAUCACGAUUCGAUUUUGCAAUUACAUUCGAUGAAUGUUAAAUAAAACUUUACCAUAUAAUUAGACGUAGAUCGUGUGACGCGCCCUCUUCUACUCUCGUUCUGCACCGUUAUACACAGUAACUACUAUGUACAGUCGGUAAGUUAUAGGUAAGGCACGUCGCUGAUUAACAUUACUCCUCACUUAUUAUAUACAUUACAAUCGAUUCCUGAUUAGAUUUUAAUCGCAAGCGAUCUCGAUUG